GGAUACUAUUUCGUAAAAGUCCGGAAAGGAAGCUGUAAAGUUAGCUGUUUAUAUCAUGAAUAUUUUAUGCGAAGUUGCCAAGCGUAAGUCGCCGUAGGCCUUUGUGUCAGUUGGAACGGUUGACUGCCCUAUAAUUGGAUAAGGAAAAUAUGGCGAAAAGUUAUGACUACUUGUUCAAAAUUCUCCUGAUUGGAGAUUCAGGGGUUGGAAAGACUUGUAUCCUCUGUCGCUUCGCCAACAACGAAUUUAACAGAUCCCACAUAUCAACCAUAGGAAUAGAUUUCAAGAUGAAAACGAUUGUUGUCGAAGGGAAAAGGAUCCGAAUACAGAUGUGGGAUACAGCUGGUCAAGAAAGAUAUGAAACAAUUACAACACAGUACUACAGGAGAGCACAGGGGAUAAUUCUAGUGUAUGAUAUAACAAGACAGGAAACAUUUAAUAAUAUUAGAAAAUGGCUGAGAUAUGUUGAUGAGCAUGCUAACAACAAUGUUCAGAGACUGCUACUGGCAAAUAAAUGUGAUGCCGAAGAUGAAAGAAUGGUUUGGAAGGAUCAAGGAGCAAGGCUUGCUGCAGAAAAAAAUAUUAAGUUCUAUGAAACAAGUGCACAGUCCGAUAUAAAUAUAGAUGAGGCCUUCACAGAAAUAUGCCGACAAAUUUUACAAACAAUGGAUGUGCCUGACCAGAAUGGAAGAAGACUCUCUUCUGCUGGUGAGAUUGGAUCCAAUGCAGUACUCUUGGACACUAAAAGUGAAGUUCUUCCACGGAGCUCUUGUUGUUAUUAAAUAUAUAAAUUACUGAUGAAUUUAGAAAUAAUUUAUAUCUAAUUUUCAACUUAUUGGCAGAUUUCAUUGCAAGAUAACUAGAACUUGGGAUCAGUAGCCCUGUAAAAUCUGCCCAUUUGGCUUACAUUUUUAACUUGCAUUUAUCUUGUAAUUAACAUUUUGUACCAAGAUGGUUUCGAACUCAAUUAGCCAUGUGCCUUAGGUAAGGAAAACAUUAAUAGUUUUGAAGUUUAAAAAACUGAAUACAUAUCUAACAGUUGCACUGACAACUCCUAGAAAUCCACUCAGCUAUCUCAUGCCAAUAUUAAUUGUAUUAUAAUUCUGUUUCUGUUGCAAAUGGAAAUUCAUCUGAUACCCAGUAAAUGGGCAUUCAAUCUAGUCUGUUUACAGACUCAUUUUUUGUAAGAGAGUCUUGUGCUAGUUUGCUGAAGUUUGGCAACAAAUGAGUAUGUCUCUGGACAAUCUAGUUUCAGUCCUGCAAUUCAUAUUUUGUUCUCGGUAUGUUACAACAUUUAAUCGUAAGCUAUAAUUGUAAGGCUUUUUAUAUUUAAUAAUUGACCAGUCUAUAACAGCCUUUGAUGUUGUCAGAAACUGGUCAAAAGCAAAUAAAACAGGCCACGAUUUACUGGUAGGGAAGCGAUAGUUAACAUAUUUUGAAUAAGAACAAGUAAUUAAAUAAUUUAAAGGGAAAACUAUGAAAUUUAUGGAUCGAAAUACAUGUAGUCACUGUAUGAUAUAAGUUAUCACUUUAGGUAAGCAAAUAAGUACUUUAGCCAUAUAUAGGAAAAAUUAAGGGGGCAUGAGCACCACUUUUUGGCAAAACUUUUUCAUGGCUACAUUGUUGACUGCAAAUAAAGGUAGUUUGUGGAGGAUGUUUACUUGUA
This is a messenger RNA of Stylophora pistillata, 1666 nucleotides long. Its product is annotated as ras-related protein Rab-13. The record is from RefSeq and is a predicted model, not a curated record. Lineage: Eukaryota; Metazoa; Cnidaria; Anthozoa; Scleractinia; Pocilloporidae. Gene Ontology annotation, molecular function: GTPase activity; GTP binding.